AUGCAUCUCGGACUAGAGAACAAAGUAGUGCUGGUCACUGGCGGUACCAAGGGCAUCGGACGAUCAAUAACACGUGGUUUCUUGGACGAAGGCUCAAUCGUUCACUUCUGCUCAAGGACCAAAGCAGAUGUAGAAGCGAGCGAGAAGCAAUUGGCCAAGGACUAUCCUCAAGCAAAGGCUUACGGCAGCACGGUUGACGUUGCAGAUCAGACGCAGCUAGAAAACUGGGUAACGUCUUGCGCAGAGCAGAACGGCAGACUUGAUGUUGUCGUGGCCAACGUGUCUGCCCUGGCUAUCGAAGAUACGGCGGAAAGCUGGAGGAAGGCCUUCGAGACUGAUCUGCUCGGCCUCCACGUUCUGACCCAGGCCGCAAUCCCGCACCUGGAGAAGACCGGAGGCAACAUUGUGACCAUUUCAUCAGUUUCAGGCCGCGACAUCGAUUUCACGACACCCAGCCCCUAUGGACCAGCCAAGGCCGCCGUCAUCCACUACACUGCUUCACUCGCACGUAAGCUGGCUCCGAAGGGCGUGAGAGCAAACACCUGUUCGCCUGGAAAUAUCUACAUCAAUGAUGGAGUCUGGGGCAACGUAGAAAAGAACAUGCCAGAGUUGUUCAAGAGCCAGAUGGAUAAGAAUCCCAUGGGGCGCAUGGGAAAAGCUGAGGAAAUUUCGGACGUCGUGUGCUUCCUUGCUUCGGAAAGAGCAUCGUUUGUGUCGGGCACAAACGUCUGCGCGGACGGUGCUCUGUGUCAGGGGGUUCAGUUCUAA
Messenger RNA from Saxophila tyrrhenica, 768 nucleotides. RefSeq lists its product as uncharacterized. Gene Ontology annotation, molecular function: oxidoreductase activity, acting on NAD(P)H, oxygen as acceptor. The record is from RefSeq and is a predicted model, not a curated record. The transcript has 4 exons. Lineage: Eukaryota; Fungi; Ascomycota; Dothideomycetes; Mycosphaerellales; Extremaceae. Gene Ontology annotation, cellular component: intracellular anatomical structure. Bases 1 to 768 code for a protein of 255 amino acids.